UAUAGUUGUUUUACAUUGCCAUUUUGUUAAUGUGAGUGUAUAAAAUUGAAGAAACCAAAUUAGCUUUUGAACCAAGAUUAUGAAUAUUGUGAUAUAAAUCUUGUGCCCAAUUUCAAAAUGCUCUGCUUAUCUCGCCCAUCCGCCACCUAGCCACUUGACUCGGAGCAGCCCCAAUACCCGAACUCGGCCUCUUCGCUUGUCCUUUGUUGAUAGAAAUCACAUCGCGCACCGUUAGAGAAAAGGGCGAAGAGGAGACGAGAAAAGAAGUGAAAACAGUUGCAUUCCGCGGAGAGGCAUUUGGUGGCACUUCAGCAUGUUCAGCAUAAGCGAGUUGUGCUGCAUGUUUUGCUGCCCCCCCUGUCCGGGGAACAUUGCGGCCAAGCUGGCCUUCCAGCCCCCCGAGCCCACGUAUAAGCUGACCCCCGCCGACGACACGAAUGCCAGGUACAACUUGCAGCUCUUUGACCGCGCCGAAUGGCAGUACUCCGAACGGGAGAAGUCCAAGGUGGAGGCCUUCUUCACCCGCACCUCGCGAGGCAACCUGAUCACCUGCAUCUACGUCCGGUGCAGCAAAAACGCCAAGUACACGCUACUGUUCUCCCAUGGUAAUGCCGUUGAUCUCGGGCAGAUGAGCAGCUUCUAUCUGACCCUCGGCUCGCAGAUCAAUUGCAAUAUCUUUGGGUACGACUACUCGGGGUACGGCAUGAGCGGCGGCAAGCCAUCUGAGAAGAAUCUGUACGCGGACAUAGAAGCUGCCUGGCAAGCAAUGCGAACGCGGUACAACAUCAGUCCCGAGACAAUAAUCUUGUACGGACAGAGUAUUGGCACAGUGCCGACUGUGGACCUGGCCUCCCGCCACGAAGUCGGCGCCGUAGUUCUACACUCGCCUCUUAUGUCCGGUCUGAGAGUCGUGUUUAGGAACACAAAGAGAACUUGGUUCUUUGACGCAUUUCCAAGCAUUGAUAAGGUCGCUAAGGUAAAGGCUCCAGUUCUGGUAAUUCACGGAACCGAUGACGAGGUCAUCGACUUCUCCCAUGGUAUCGGAAUCUACGAGAGGUGUCCUAAGACAGUGGAACCGUUCUGGGUGGAGGGCGCUGGUCAUAAUGAUGUUGAGCUUCAUCCCCAUUAUUAUGAACGCCUGCGAAAGUUCUUGUCGGUGGAGCUGAUCACAUGACAAUUAAAGAAUAAUGUGGAUGGAGGUGUUAGUGACACUACUUCUGGUGUAGUAUCCAAUUCAAACCCUGCCGGAGCCAGUGUGUCCCUAAGUUCAAAACAUCCCAAUCCAUCCUCAACUACCGUCGGAAGCGAGUCAAGUAAAAAAAAUGCGGAAGCUAAUAAAAAACGGAGUGAAAACGAUGGUUUGUAAAACAUCAUAAAUAUUGCAAUGUAAUUAUUUAUAUACAUACAUAGCUCACAUCAAUACAUUCGAUAAUUGCAUUUUUAAAAGGUUAAUCUAUAUAUUAAAUAUGAAUACGUCAGGAGUUUUUUGUACCAAGAUCCCCAUAUUUACUGCAUUGUGAUCCUGGUCCCCCACUAUGAAACAAUAAGUAAAAUCAUAUCAUCUAACUUAAAAUGAAACAUGUAAAUGCUAUUUAAUAUUAUUGAUACUGAUAGGCAAGAACACACAAACAAGAGAAACAAUUACGUUUUGUUUGAAUAUUAUCAUUUAGCAAAUACGCAUCAGUAAUAUGGUUUUAUACAUUAAUGUAAGGACAAAAAGUUUGAAUAAAGCAAUUUUUGAUACUUUGGAA
Drosophila bipectinata is the source of this 1751-nucleotide messenger RNA. RefSeq names its product alpha/beta hydrolase domain-containing protein 17B. The record is from RefSeq and is a predicted model, not a curated record. Gene Ontology annotation, biological process: protein depalmitoylation. Gene Ontology annotation, molecular function: palmitoyl-(protein) hydrolase activity. NCBI's taxonomy places the organism in Eukaryota, Metazoa, Arthropoda, Insecta, Diptera, Drosophilidae. Gene Ontology annotation, cellular component: endosome membrane; plasma membrane.